AUCAAUUCAUGAUGUACUACAAAUUCGUUGGCCUGGUUCUUGCACUCUGUGCUGUUGCCUAUGGCUUGCCAUCAGCCUACGAUACUGAGAAUGUAUGGGUGGCUGGCAAUCUGUCGUAUCCCUUUCCCAGCAAUGCCAUUCUAGGAGGCUUCGAUCCCUAUGGCUAUAAGAUCUAUGUGGGUCGUGUCAAGUAUAGUUCUGACAUUCUGCCCGCUCGCGUAGUGGCCGAAACAGGAACAGCGAACUUCAACACAGAUUACACGUCUUCCAAGGCAUUCCUGUACGAUCUACUUGUCUCCACAGGCAACAACACAUAUGGGUGGGCACGCAGUUUUGAUGGCUUCUAUGAGAAAAACGCCGUCUCUGUGGGUACUUCGGCAAAGAGUGAGCCCACAUACAUUUGCCGUGCCAAGACUGAUGGUGGCAUAAUCUUUGGAACUCUCUACCUUACCAAGAAACUCUGCUACAUUAAAAGUGAUACUUUGUCUAUGCGUACAUUCGAUAAAUAUGAAGUGCUAAUUAAAGAAUAAUGGUUCAGCGUAUAAAUAAAACGAUUCGAUCUCUA
Messenger RNA from Drosophila willistoni, 565 nucleotides. RefSeq lists its product as uncharacterized. The transcript has 2 exons. NCBI's taxonomy places the organism in Eukaryota, Metazoa, Arthropoda, Insecta, Diptera, Drosophilidae. The coding region runs from base 9 to 530 and encodes 173 amino acids. The record is from RefSeq and is a predicted model, not a curated record.